This is a messenger RNA of Emys orbicularis (European pond turtle), 2541 nucleotides long. It is a transcript of the gene CHSY3, whose product is annotated as chondroitin sulfate synthase 3. The transcript is spliced from 3 exons. Bases 1 to 2541 code for a protein of 846 amino acids. Lineage: Eukaryota; Metazoa; Chordata; Testudines; Emydidae. The record is from RefSeq and is a predicted model, not a curated record. Gene Ontology annotation, cellular component: Golgi cisterna membrane. Gene Ontology annotation, molecular function: glucuronosyl-N-acetylgalactosaminyl-proteoglycan 4-beta-N-acetylgalactosaminyltransferase activity.
AUGGCAGCGCGGUCCCGCAGACCCUGGCUGAGCGUGGUGCUGGGGCUGGUGCUGGGCUUCACCGCCGCCUCCUGGCUCAUCGCCCCCAAAGUGGCCGAGAUGAGCGAGAGGAAGAGACGCGCCUCCAGCCUUUGCUCCUACUACGGCCGCGCGGCGGGGGGCGCCCGGGCGCAGCAGGAGGCGGCGGCGGCCGUGCUGGGGGGCACCGGCUUCCGGAACAGCCCUUGGGAGCUGCAGGCGGAGGAGGGCACCGUCCCCAGCCCCCCAGCCGCGGCCGGCGGGGAAGGGGAGCCGGAGGAGGAGGAGGAAGCCGGGGAGAAGCGGAGCGGCAGGCACGGGAGCAGCCACAAUGGGAGCGGGGACUGGGGGGAUCCCGCGGGCUGUGCGAAGCCCCGCAACUUCCUCUACGUGGGGGUGAUGACGGCCCAGAAGUACCUGGGCAGCCGGGCGGUGGCGGCGCAGCGGACCUGGACGCGCUUCAUCCCCGGCAGGGUGGAGUUCUUCUCCAGCCAGGGCUCCACCGCCCCGCUCGCGGGGCCCGGGCUGCCGCCGCUGCCAGUCGUCGCCCUGCCCGGGGUGGACGAUUCCUACCCGCCCCAGAAGAAAUCCUUCAUGAUGAUCAAGUAUAUGCACGACCACUACCUGGACAAGUACGAGUGGUUCAUGCGGGCGGACGACGAUGUCUACAUCAAAGGUGAAAAAUUGGAGGAGUUCCUUAGGUCACUGAACAGCAGUAAACCUCUCUAUUUGGGGCAAACUGGUCUGGGAAAUAUUGAAGAACUUGGAAAACUGGGGCUUGAGCCUGGAGAAAAUUUCUGCAUGGGAGGGCCAGGAAUGAUCUUCAGUCGAGAAGUUCUCAGGAGAAUGGUGCCACAUAUAGGUGAAUGUCUUCGAGAAAUGUACACCACACAUGAGGAUGUGGAAGUGGGAAGAUGUGUCCGCCGAUUUGGUGGAACCCAGUGUGUUUGGUCGUAUGAGAUGCAGCAAUUGUUCCAUGAAAAUUAUGAACACAACCGGAAGGGUUACAUCCAAGAUCUUCACAACAGUAAAAUACACACAGCUAUAACACUUCAUCCAAAUAAAAGGCCAGCCUACCAAUACAGACUCCACAAUUACAUACUGAGCCGCAAAAUUUCAGAACUACGCUAUCGCACCAUCCAGCUCCAUAGAGAAAGUGCCCUAAUGAGCAAGCUCAGUAACAGUGAAAUAAAUAAGGAAGAUCAGCAGCUGGGAAUGAUGCCAUCUUUCAAUCGCUUCCAGCCCCGUGAAAGGAAUGAAGUAAUUGAAUGGGAAUUCCUGACAGGGAAGCUCCUUUACUCUGUGGCUGAGAAUCAACCACCCAGACAAAGCAUUAAUGGCAUUCUGCGGGCAGCAUUGGAUGACACAGUGAUGCAAGUAAUGGAAAUGAUAAAUGAGAACUCUAAAUCUAGAGGAAGGCUUAUUGAUUUCAAGGAAAUACAAUAUGGCUACCGUAGGGUUGAUCCUAUGCAUGGAGUGGAGUACAUCCUGGAUUUACUACUUUUGUACAAAAGACACAAAGGAAGAAAACUUACAGUUCCAGUGAGACGUCAUGCUUACCUUCAGCAAUUGUUUAGCAAGCCUUUUUUCAAAGAGGCAGAGGAACUGGAUGUAAGAAGCCUUGUGGAGAAUAUUAACAGUGAUACUCAGUCUUUCUCUUUUCUUUCAAAUUCUUUAAAGAUUUUUUCAUCAUUUCAAGGCACCAAAGAAAUAGGAGGACAUAGUGACAAGAAAAUACAUAUUCUUGUCCCUCUCACAGGAAGAUAUGACAUUUUCUUAAGAUUUAUGGAGAAUUUUGAAAAGACUUGUGUUAUUCCCAGGCAGAAUGUAAAGCUGGCAGUAAUUCUGUUCAGCUCUGAUUCUGGCCAAGAUUCCAGCAAACACAGAGAGUUAAUUAAAGAAUAUCAUAAUAAGUAUCCGAAGGCAGAUAUGACCCUAAUUCCUAUGACAGGAGAGUUUUCCAGAGGUUUAGGUCUUGAAAUGGCCUCAUCUCAAUUUGACAAUGACACUUUGCUGCUAUUCUGUGAUGUUGACCUGAUAUUCACACCAGACUUUCUCCAACGAUGUAGAGAUAAUACUAUUCAAGGACAGCAGGUUUAUUAUCCCAUCAUCUUUAGUCAAUAUGAUCCAAAAGUAAUAUAUGGAGGCAACCCUCCAGGUGACAAUAACUUUGUUUUCACAAAGAAAACUGGAUUUUGGCGAGACUAUGGAUUUGGAAUCACUUGUAUUUACAAAAGUGAUCUACUGAGUGCUGGUGGAUUUGAUACCUCAAUUCAAGGCUGGGGACUUGAGGAUGUAGACCUCUUUACUAAAGUAAUAACUUCUGGGCUGAAGGCUUUUAGAAGUCAAGAAGUAGGAGUUGUACAUGUUUUUCAUCCAGUUCAGUGUGACCCCAAUUUAGACCCUAAACAAUAUAAAAUGUGCUUGGGGUCCAAAGCAAGUACAUUUGCAUCUACCAUGCAGCUGGCUGAACUCUGGCUAGAAAAACAUUUAGGUGUCAGGUACAAUCGAACUCUCUCCUGA